Molecule: messenger RNA, 1605 nt
Organism: Wallemia ichthyophaga EXF-994
Lineage: Eukaryota; Fungi; Basidiomycota; Wallemiomycetes; Wallemiales; Wallemiaceae
Product: Heat shock protein 70-like protein C57A7.12
Exons: 2
Coding region: 1-1605 (534 amino acids)
Biological process (GO): protein folding
Cellular component (GO): cytosol; nucleus
Molecular function (GO): ATP-dependent protein folding chaperone; ATP binding
Source: RefSeq, a predicted model, not a curated record
AUGACUGCUGCUGUGAUUGGAUUAAACUUUGGGACUGGAUACAGCUCGAUUGGCGUUGUCAACAAGAAAGGUUUCGCUGAUUGCAUCGCCAACGAAGACGGUCAGCGCCAAAUCGCGUCUGCAUUGGCAUUCAACGGCGAGGAGGAGUACGUCGGCAACCAAGCAAAGCCACAGCUCGUGCGGAACUACAAGAACACCUUCACCGGCUUUAGGAAUCUUCUCGGCGAGGAGUUUACAGAGAACAUCCCCCAGCCACUCCUCAGCGCACCCGUCACCAACAUCAACGGCAUCCCUUCCUACUCCUUCCACGCCCACGGCAAAGAUUCCUCCCUCUCCGUCAAAGACGUUUCCGUGAAGUUUUUACAAUCCCUAGCUAAAUCCGCCGAGGAGUACAUGGGCAAGCCUAUUGACGGUGCUGUUAUGUCUGUGCCACACUCCUGGUCCCAGCACAAACGCAAUGCCCUCUCCGAGGCUGCCAAGGCCGCCAACAUCCCCCUCCUCGACCUCAUCGACGACUGGGCGGCUGGUAUGUCAGCGUACAAUGAGGUUCUUGGCGCUGCCGACUCCAAUGUGUUAGUUGUCGAUAUGGGUGAGUACUCCACCGCCGUCACCACCGUCGCCGCCCGCCAAGGUCUUUUCACUCCAUUGUCUCACCUCAGCGACGCCUCCACCGGUGGCCAGCAGCUCGACCACGCGCUCGUCGCACACUUUGCCAAGGAGUUCACCAAGCAGACCAAGAUCGCCGUGCCUACGCAGUUCUCCGCAGACCUCAGCGAGAACGACAGAAGGGCGCUUGUGAAGCUCUCCCUCGCGUGCGAGCAGACUAAGCGCUCGCUCACGGCGUCCAACUCGGCCGGCAUAGCCAUUGAGUCGCUCAAAGACGGUGCUGAUCUCAGCUCGCAAGUGAACAGACUGCGUUUCGGAAUUCUCGCAAGCAAGACAUUCCACGCCGUCGGUGCACUUGCGGAGAAGGCAGUGAAAGCGGCGGAGCUGGAGAGUGAGCAUAUUGACAAGAUUGUGCUCAUCGGUGGCUCCUCGUCUCUGCCUUCCCUCACCAAUGUCCUCGCUGGCAUCUUCCAAAAUGCUGAGAUUCUCUCGUCGGUCGAUCCCGACCAGGCUAUCGCUAAGGGCGCUGCUAUACAGGCGCAGCUGCUGGCUGCUAGAGACGUCCCAGACCUGCCCUCAGCCACGACGGAGAUGACCGUCAAUGUCACACCCCACCCUAUUGUGCUUGCUGGAGAGGGCGACGAGAACGCUGUCGUCGUCGCUAAAGACACGCCUUUGCCUGCGCGCAGAAUUGUCGCCAUCAACCCCCCUCAUGGUAAGGACAGCGCCGUGCUCGAGCUCUACCAAGCCAAGAAUGAGAUUAAGGUGGUCGCUCCUCCCCCACGCGAGAAGACGGACGAUAGCGAGGAUGAAGAGGACGACGAGCCUGAGCGCAUCCCCGUCGUCGUGCGCUCUAACAAGAUCGCCAGCCUUCAAGUGGCUGUCAAGGGAGACGCCCCUAUCAUUCUCACCGUCGUCGUCCUCGAUAAUGCCAGCGUCGAGAUCAAGGCUGCCCAAGAUGGUCAGUCGCCCGUUACGGCCACUGUGCAGGCGCCAUAA